GGAAAUCCAAGCAGCCUCCGUCGCGGAUCGGAAAUCCAAGCAGCCUUCUUCAUCACUUAUCGUUUUCGUGCGUUCCUGCCGCAGGUGUUUUCUUCCCUUCGCCAAAAUUAAACGAUGGCUGUGCGAUUCUUCCCGUACGGUCGAAGAGGUUUAUGGACAUUCAAGACACCUUUGAAUUAUGUGAAAAGGAAGUGGAAACCCAAGACCACCUCGUUUGGGACUGCAGUGCUGCCAAGGAAAUUAGAGAAGAGGUUCUCAACUGGAUGGAGAUUGCUACUGUGGCAAAACAGAAAAGAUUGGGAGCUAGAAAUCUUGAGUCUGAGACAAAAAAAAAAGAGAAGGUAGGCACAAUGAACAUGGAACCUAUCCCGGAGGGAAACGAGAGUUCUCUGCCAUUUUUUUCGAAGCCUAGCUGUUGGGAAGUGUCCAAAACAGAGGACAAUAGGACCAUUUAUCUUUCCAGUGGUAGCAAUAAAAGAGGUAAAUUUGUGGAAAUCCAAGAGAUUAGAAGAGAGGGCAGUACUUUCCUAGCUAUCCUUUUUGAUUCAUUCGCUGAUGGCCCAAAUCUCUUCACCAAGGCUCUCUCCUUAUUCACCAAGGGAGCUACCAACCUUGAGGAAAGCUCAAAGGUGUGUGUGUCUGUGGAACCCCAGGAACCUCUGCGCCAUUCUCCCACUGGAAGUGCAGCUUCAUCGCUGCCUACAACAGGACAGGAUGUAAAUACUCAGCGAAGUGGAGAUGUCACAAGUUCAGAAGGCUUUGUUGGAGAUCCCACCUCUGCGGUAACUAACAAGCAACUAGUUAUUUUCCAGACAGAAGCAGCUCCUAAUUACAGCCUUUCCACCAGCCAAAUCGAAGAGUUUUCACCUCUACCAUGGAAAAUCCUUAGUCCUUUUGCUCCCACCUUUGUGCCCGCUGUAUACUCCUACGCUGAUAUUUUCACUAAGGAUCAAGGAUUCAAAGCUACUGCUGAGCCGGAAGAAGAUCCCUUUACAAAUCUCAAUGGCCAGAGCUUGGUUCUAUCCCUCAACGCAGUGGAAGAUCACACUAAGGACAAGGAAGGACCCAUUCUCUAUACCCACUCCGAUGGGAAGGAUUUUGUUUUCAUAGACACAAAGCUCAAAACUUUUCAAAUCGACUUCUCAAGAUGCUCCAAACACCCCCUCCAUCUCCGUAAGGAACUAAAGGGAAGAAGGACGUACUCACCGUCACAAAUUGUUAUGAGGAGUAAGGCUAAAAUCCUUGAGCAAGGACGAAAAUUUAAUCCUAUCGGCUGGGUCGAAGAAGAAGACUUGUUAGAUCCCCAAGAAUCACAUGAGGACGAGGUUAUCAAAUUCUUCAAACUUUGUUGUCCUAACAAGAUAGAAGAUCCUAAACCCCUCAGCAAACCUCUAACCAAAACUCAAAAAAAGAAAAUGAAGAAGAAAAAGAAGCAGUCUCAAUUUUCUGACUAUAGUUUCGAUGAAGAGAUAGAAUAUGCUUAUUGAUUGACCUGCAAUAAUUUUUAUUUCUCAAACCCCUCUCUUAAAUUAUCUACCUAUUGUUUGUUACUGCAUAUUGGUUUCCAAGCCUAUGUUUUGGAGUUGCAGCUCAAUCCGUUUUAGAGCACUGGUUUUUCAUCUCUUCACAAAUGCCAUUACCUAAGGGUAAUUUCACAGCUGCGUUGGGAUGCUCCUCCUAGGUAGUAGGUACAAGCUGUUCUUUGGGGAGAUUCCCUCUCAGACCAAUGUUUCUGUGGUAUGCACUGAUAUCUU
Cuscuta campestris is the source of this 1754-nucleotide messenger RNA. Lineage: Eukaryota; Viridiplantae; Streptophyta; Magnoliopsida; Solanales; Convolvulaceae. The record is from the annotation of a GenBank genome assembly.